Molecule: messenger RNA, 402 nt
Organism: Heterostelium album PN500
Lineage: Eukaryota; Evosea; Eumycetozoa; Acytosteliales; Acytosteliaceae
Exons: 5
Coding region: 1-402 (133 amino acids)
Source: RefSeq, a predicted model, not a curated record
AUGGAAAAGAUAGAUGAAAGAAUUCAACAAUCAAAGAAUUUCAUUCAAGAUGAAUCAUUAAAUAGCAGUGCUAGGGUAGAGUUGAUUGAGGAACAACAGAGAGCAUUUCUAAAUGUUUAUAGAGUUAAUAAUAACAACAUCAUCAUUGGUAAUAGCACUCAUCCAUGUAAAGAAUUGGGAGAACAAGCGUUACAUUGUCUACAGAAUGAGGCAGAUCAAUUAAAUUGUCACAAUAUAAUUAAUUGUUUGACUGAUUGGGAUGAUGUCAAUAUUGUUAUGGUUGUUAUUGUUAUUGUUAUACUUAUGAUUAUGAUGAUGAUGAUGUGGAUGGGUGGAUGUUUCGAAUUUAGUGAUACUAAAUUAUCUUAUUAUCUUAUUAAUCAUUAUGCAGUGGGUGUAUAA